Messenger RNA from Myripristis murdjan (pinecone soldierfish), 4273 nucleotides. Its product is annotated as cadherin-7-like. NCBI's taxonomy places the organism in Eukaryota, Metazoa, Chordata, Actinopteri, Holocentriformes, Holocentridae. Bases 500 to 2902 code for a protein of 800 amino acids. Gene Ontology annotation, cellular component: plasma membrane; adherens junction; catenin complex. The record is from RefSeq and is a predicted model, not a curated record. Gene Ontology annotation, biological process: adherens junction organization; cell-cell adhesion mediated by cadherin; calcium-dependent cell-cell adhesion. Gene Ontology annotation, molecular function: beta-catenin binding; calcium ion binding; cadherin binding. The transcript has 12 exons.
CGAAUUCCAGCCAUCCCGGUUUGCGACGAGGACUAAUUUCACCAUGAAAACUUUUCAACUCCACCUUUUCACCAUGGCCGUUUUGCGCUGUGUGAUGCGCGGGGAAAACCUCAACUUUUGACAUAAAACACCAGCGACAUAGGCAGUGAAGUUAUUCCAUCCUCUUUCGGUGCCAAUUAUACAACCUCUGUGUUGAGGGCUCCUCUGUCGCCAUUGACCCCUUUCACCGGCUUUAAUGUCAACUCCCUGGCUCCAAAGUGGAGGGAAUUACCCAACUUUUCGUCUACAAUCAAGACAAAGGAAGAGCAACACAGCUAAACGCAGAGCUUGACUCUCUUUUCAGCCUGAGCACUCUUUUCAGGGUCUGUCUGCUCUUGUUUUCUGGUGAAACACAGGGUCAGGACUGUGUGGAUAAAACCCUGAGGGUUUUGACAUUUCCGCCUUUCUGUUUUUUAUUUUGCUCCUCUUCUGGCCUCAGUGCCUUUUGGAGGGGGCCCAGAUGAUGGGGUGGUGUUGUUCAGGCGUGUGCAGAGCCGUGACUCUCCUGGCACUGCUGCUUCCCUUGUGGGAGAGGGGCUGCCGGGCGUUGAAUCCCAGCUCUGGGGACCUGGAGAAGUCCCCACACUCUGAUCCAGGCCCCUGGGAGGUCCUACACAGGCACAAACGCAGCUGGGUAUGGAACCAGUUCUUUGUACUGGAGGAGUACACAGGCAAUGAACCUCUCUAUGUUGGCAAGCUACACUCAGAUGUCGACAAAGGAGAUGGCAAGGUGAAGUACGUCUUAUCUGGAGAGGGCGCCACAUCCAUCUUCACCAUCGACGAGAACACAGGAGACAUCCACGCCACGAAGCGCCUCGACAGGGAGGCGCAGGCCUACUACACCCUCCAAGCUCAAGCUGUAGACCGGCUCACCAAUUUACCUGUAGAGCCCAAGUCUGAGUUUGUGGUCAAGGUCCAGGACAUCAACGAUAACGAGCCAAAAUUUCUGGAUGGACCAUACUUGGCGGGCGUACCAGAGAUGUCACCCCUAGGAACCAUGGUAGUGCAAGUGGCAGCCACAGAUGCAGAUGACCCCACAUACGGGAACAGCGCCAGGGUGGUCUACAGCAUCAUCCACGGCCAGCCCUACUUUUCAGUGGAGCCAAAGACAGGCAUCAUCAGAACAGCGCUGCCCAACAUGGACCGGGAGACCAGGGACCAGUAUGUUCUGGUCAUCCAGGCCAAAGACAUGGUCGGCCAGAUGGGAGGCCUCUCCGGCACGACCUCUGUCACUGUUACGCUCACCGACGUUAAUGACAACCCGCCGCGCUUCACUCACAAGAAUUAUCAGUACACAGUGCUGGAGUCGCUGCCGGUACAGUCUGUGGUGGCCAGAAUCAAAGCGGCUGACGCUGACAUAGGCUCCAACGCAGAGAUGGACUACAGGAUCAUGGAUGGUGAUGGGCCUGGCAUGUUCAAUAUCACAACAGAUGAAGACACACAAGAGGGUGUCAUCAUCCUUCUCAAGCCUUUAGACUUUGAAACAAAGGGCAGCUUCUCUCUGAGAAUUGAAGCCACCAACAGGAAUAUUGACUCCAACUUCUUGAGUGCGGGCCCAUUUAGCGAUACAGCGUCGGUCAAGGUGACAGUGGAGGAUGUGAAUGAGCCGCCGGUCUUUUCCACACCACUCAGCAAGAUGGUUGUGUCUGAGGACGCCAAAGUGGGCACCUCCAUUGGGAGAGUCUCUGCUCAUGAUCCAGACACUUCCAACAGCGCCAUCAGGUACUCCAUAGACAGAAACACAGACUUGGAGCGCUUUUUUAACGUGGACGCUCUAAGUGGGGUCAUCAGCACAGCCAAGCCUCUGGACAGAGAGGCCAACUCUGUCCAUAACCUCACUAUCUUUGCCAUCGAGAGCCAGGACCCAGCCCAAAUUGGAAAAGGCAUCACUCUCAUUACCGUGCUGGACAUAAAUGACAAUGCCCCGGUCUUUGCCAUAGACUAUGAAACGCUGCUUUGUGAAAACGCCAUGCCAGGACAGGUGAUCCAGACCAUCAGUGCCGUGGACAAGGACGAACCUCCGAGCGGUCAUCGCUUCUAUUUCGCCCUGGCUGCACCUGUCGCCGGCAACCUCAACUUCACUCUGCGAGAUAACAAGGACAACACGGCGUCCAUACUGACAAAGCGAGGUGGUUUCCGGAGACGGGAGCAGCCUGUGUACCGGCUGCCCGUGCUGAUAGUGGACAGCGGCAGCCCGGCUCUCAGCAGCACAAACACACUGUCAGUGCGCGUGUGUGACUGUGACUCUGAUGGUGUGGCCUUGUCUUGUGGAGCAGUCGCCUACACAGCAACCGGCCUGAGCACCGGCGCCCUCUUGGCUAUUCUGGGCUGCAUUCUCACACUUCUGGUGAUGGUUCUCCUAAUUGUGACAAUGCGUCGGAGGAAGAAGGAGCCUCUGAUCCUCGAGGAAGAGAGGGACAUCAGGGAGAACAUCGUCCGUUACGACGACGAGGGCGGGGGAGAGGAGGACACAGAGGCCUUCGACAUGGUCACACUCCGCAACCUGAACGUCAUCAGAGAUCCCAAGGUCCGGCGAGACGUGACCCCAGACACGCCCACGUUCUUUCAUUACCCGUCGGCCUCUCGCCCGGCCUAUAAAUCCCUGCCAGACAACGUGGUGUUCCGAGAGUUUAUUUGGGACAGACUAAAGGAUGCUGACGUGGACCCGUCAGCUCCCCCGUAUGACUCUCUGCAGACAUACGCUUUUGAAGGCAGUGGAUCAGUAGCAGAGUCACUAAGCUCACUGGAGUCACUAAGUACAGACUCAGAGCAGAACUAUGACUAUCUCAGCAACUGGGGACCACGCUUCAAAAAGCUGGCCGACCUGUAUGGCAACAGCGACGGCACCAGUGUCUUCUCAUAGCCCCUUAAUGUCUCUCUUAACAUUUCUUGGACUCAAAGCUAAAAAUUAACGAGAGUAAUUUACUGUUGAGAAAAUGAAUUUGUCUGCCGUAGUGCAGUGAAGGAAAGAUUCAGUGAAAACAAAAGUGAGAUUGGAAAAAAAAAAACAAACAAACAAAAAAAAAUAAAUAAAAACGCUUUGACUUCAAAGGUUUUGGUUUGUUUACCUCCCUUGUAUGGAUUUUCAAAAGCGUGACAUGGUGAGUUUUGACACCGACUUCAAAAGUGACUUGACUGUGGAGGAAACCUUGUGCGCAAAAAGACAUUAAAGGUUUCAGAUUUGGGCUCAGGUCCAGCCAUUGACUGCAGAUUGCAUACAUGUUGGAGUAUUUUUAUGGGGAGGCACCUGUCUUUUCAUUCCAGAGAUGGGCACAAGCCCAGCACUCUUGCUUUGAUGCAUUCCUUUGCUAUCUUUGUGCUAAAAAAAAACAUAAAAGUUUCUCCUGAAGUGCUCUGUCCCCGGCGGCUAAUCAGUAGUCACUUGACUAUUCAUUUGAAAUUUGACAACAGUUUCUAUGUUUUUUGGGGCAAGGGGAUGAGGUAGUUGGGAGGGGGGGUGUUUUUCAUAGACAUUUAUUAAAGAGCCACAUUAUUCAUGGACUCAGUCAUACCUCUCAACACUAUAAGAAAAGUCUCAAAGUACAGUAUAAACACGUACUUAGUUGAUGUGCUGAGGAAGUCAUGUGACGACAAGAUGUGCAAAACAGAGAAAAGAAUGACACUCUUGUUAGUUGGACAUGUCUGCUGGGUGAUACAGGAAAGCAUACAAUUUCUUCUAUUAUCCUAACAAUACAUUUUGCAGAUGUUGCAAUGUGGUGUUUGUCUGAGUCUGUUUUUCUUCAGCCUUUCUAUUGCCAAGUCCAAUGUAUGAUUUCUGAGGUGUAAAAUGUCAGGAUUCUGUCGCUCCGCUUCUGUACGAAGGCACCGGGAAACAUCGACUCCAUCGGAAAGCUUUGCUGAGGGAUCGGUCCUUGUGCAAGAUUCAUGCAACGUAGACUCUAGAAAAAAUAAUUUGUUCCUGAAGUGACAGUCAUUAGGGUGGAGUGGGUGAAGUUAUGUAAGUAAAUGAGUUUUGCUUCCGUAGUUUGCAGAGUCCAGCAUAUAUUGUCAUUCAGAAAUGUCGUUGGCAGAAUAAAAUCAAUGAUGCCCAUGUUAUGUUUAUUGAUGGCAAAGGGCACACUGUAUGAUAAUCAUAUUGUGCAGAUUUUCUUCUCUUUUUUCAGCUGAAACAAAUUAUGUUACAAUUGGGUGUCAACAUGUAAAUCAAAUAUGUAUUAUUUAUUUUGAAGAGGCAGAAUUGUGUGACUGAUGUUUUUAUCCCUUUUGCUGAAAA